CAAACUUUGGGCCAAACACAGCGCAUAUGCCUCAUGGGUCGGCUGUUGGGCAGACUACUCCCCAAUCUCAAGCCUCCGACACAAAUGAGCAAGUGACCAUCAUAUUUCCUGGUGAACGAUCGAAAAAGACAUCCAAUGGCAGGAAACAGGCAGCUCCAUCUGUCACCUCAGAGUCGGUAGACUCAGAAGCCGACCUUGAGCCAUUGGUGGACACAACGGCUGCCUUGACCCUGACAUCGAAAAAAACACUGAGAUUAAAACGACGGCAAGAGAAGAAGCAGUCGCAGAAAAAGGCAUUCUCUCACGAUGUCCACUCAUUCCUCGAUCUCCCAGGCGACUUGAUGAUUGCGGUCUUGAGCUAUCUGAAGCCAAGUGAGAUUUACAGACUCCUCCGAUUGAACCAUGCAACAAGACGAUUCAUUCUAGACAACAUCUCCCCAAUUACCACCCAGGUGAUGAACCGUCGAUUCUGGGUUCUGAAACAAUGUUUUCCAGUACCAGUCGCUUUGGAUGCAGUGCCUGAAUUCGCCCAGCACGCUGUCCUGAGUCAAGCCUGGCAAGAUCGAUUACGGAUUCACAAGAAUCCAUAUCAACACGUCCAGGCAAUCGAUCCGCAGUCCGUAUGCACAUGUAUGAGCUGUGCAUUGGCUUGGAACAAUCUGUGCAUCGUUCUCGACCUAGCACACUGGCAGACUAAUCUGGAAAACCGGGAACCGAUCCCCAUCAUUGCCCGAGGGAGCACUCCCGAAUGGAAUGUCAAACUGUUGGAUGACAAUGCAAGAAUUGUGAGACUGGCCAUGAAGAGUCCCCUUGCACAUGCACGGAUCCUACAAACUCAUCUCGACACGACAACUCGCGCCAUCAUCCGAUCUGGUAGAUGGAGGAAAAAGGGCGAAAAGACAACUACUCCAAGACCUAGAUUGUAUCAUUUGACAGACUCAGAGGCUGCUGAUGGCUAUGACACGUACCUUGAGCGGAGUGGGCCUCCAAGCUACGAACCUAUCUACAUGCGAGACAACUACUACAGCAUUGAGGCGUUUGUUCCCAACAGGAAGUGGGAUAAGACCGAACAGGUCUGGAAGUAUUACUCGAAAUGGCCAAAACCGCACGAGGAUUCUCUCAACUGGCUCGUCGCCCGAUUCAUGCCCAAGUCAUGAUACGGGGAUCAGGUCCUGUUAACGCUUUUAUGAAAUGCAUCAACCAACGAGACUGGUUCGUAACCCCCGAGAGAGCAACUCACAACCUACUACGAUUGACGGUUGCAUCGCUCGAAGAAUCACCAUCGCCCACGAUGAAGUUCCAUUUCACACCCAGCAUCUCAACAGCUCCAUCUUUAUACACACCUUCUCUCCUAGCGAUAUUGAGAAUCCUCUCAAGACGAUCCUUCCCGUCAACUUGAAUGGUGAUCCUCUCCAAACCUUCAGGCUGGCCCUGAACACCAUUGACAAAGUCAAGUUUGGCAUUUGUGAAGAGCAGAUUAUUAGCCUGGGAUGGGACGCCGAAGAGAUGAUUCCAGCGUUGGGCCGCAGCUUGGAUAUUGGUAUUUCCCGGGGCAAGUCUCAAAGUCGCACCAAUGAGUUUUAAAUGUGCCCGUCGCUUCAUUGCGGUCGAGUAAGCAAGAUAGUCGGCUCCGCAUGCAUGCCAGGGACUGAAUGGUGAGUCAAGCGGGGUUGGGUUUUUUGGUGAUGGCGUGUGAGAGUCGAGUUCGGGCAUCAUGCCUCCUAGAGAAGAGAAGAGGGAGGGAAGAUCAGCAUAUCAUCCACUCGAUCCCGGCCCGGUGACAACGAGACAAGACCUGGCGGGAGAGGAAGAAAUGAAAUAAAGGGGCAAACGAACCAGGGACACCCUUUGGAUGGUAUUGAAUACAAACAGCAUCGUCAUGGACAUGGUCGAAAAUAACCUUGGCCAACUUCUGAGACUCGAUAUAUUUUCUCCGAGCGACGGCGUCAAUCGUCUGCAUGAUGAUCAUGUAUCCACCAUCACCUCGUUUCUGAAGUAAUCUUCCAACUGUGGUAUCGGGUUUGAAUGGGGAGCAAACUUCAAUGAUGUCGCCGCCGAUUGCGACUGAUCAGAUGAGAUUAGAUAAACGAGGAUCAAUAGAUGCUAAGGGGGAAGGAUUUACCGAGAAUGUUCUUCA
Molecule: messenger RNA, 2137 nt
Organism: Exophiala mesophila
Lineage: Eukaryota; Fungi; Ascomycota; Eurotiomycetes; Chaetothyriales; Herpotrichiellaceae
Exons: 1
Coding region: 27-1157 (376 amino acids)
Molecular function (GO): protein binding
Source: RefSeq, a predicted model, not a curated record